AUGGACAAGAUCCCUCUCAACUACGAGGCCUCGGAGGGCGACACGCACAAGCAGGUCACCGGCACGAUGCCGUCAGAGGUGGUGCAGUGUCUCGAGAAUGCGCGGUUUCUUCACCUCGCCACCUGCACCGACAACAUACCCCACGUCUCCCUCAUGAACUACACCUACCUCGCCUCCUCGCCGUACUCGACCCGUCCCCUAAUCGUCAUGACCACGAACCCCGCCUCGCGCAAGAUGACCUCCAUCGUCGCCAACCCCAACGUCUCUCUCCUCGUCCACGACUGGGUCUCCCAUCGACCGCCCACCCAAAGCCGUCGCCCCUCCGGUGGCUCUCCCGGCCCCGACCACCGCUCCAGCCUCGCCUCUCUCCUGCUGAACCUCAACACCUCGGCCAUGUCUAGCAUCAGCGCCACCAUAGGCGGCUCAGCGCGCUUGGCCCCGUGCGGUUCGGAGGAGGAAAAAUACUACUUCGAGAAGCACCUCGAGAACAACACAUUCGCCGAGGGUGAGCCGCCUUUCCGCCAGCAAAACAACAGGGCCGAAAGUGGCCCCGCCGGCCACUUUGUAGCCGGGGAGGAGGUCAGGGUCAUCGUGGUCGACAUCAGAGACGUCCGGAUCAGUGACUGGAAGGGCACGGUAAGGGAUUGGGCCUUUGUGGCCGAUGCUACUCUCGCCAACGGCACGGCAUGA
This is a messenger RNA of Drechmeria coniospora, 690 nucleotides long. RefSeq lists its product as uncharacterized. NCBI's taxonomy places the organism in Eukaryota, Fungi, Ascomycota, Sordariomycetes, Hypocreales, Ophiocordycipitaceae. Bases 1 to 690 code for a protein of 229 amino acids. Gene Ontology annotation, cellular component: cytoplasm; nucleus. The transcript is spliced from 3 exons. The record is from RefSeq and is a predicted model, not a curated record.